AUGGAGAACCUUCCAGGUGAAAUUUUAUCAAACAUAUUCCUCCGAUUAUUGGCCAAACAGCUUGCUCAAAUGAGGUGCGUCUGUAAACCUUGGAAUGCUCUUUUAUCUGAAUCCUCCUUUGUAAAAUCCCACCUUCAUCAUUCUGUCCAUCACAAGGAUGAGAUUCUCUUGUUCUUCAGCCGGGCAUUUUCUUUUUACCGUAGUCCAUUCACAGCACACCCCUCUCGUUCCCCCGAUGUCAAACUCGAACCGACUAGUUUCAUCUCACUCCCGGUUAAUCCCCAACCUGAAUAUACUUAUGGUAACAUCAUUGGAUCUGUGAAUGGCUUAAUAUGCUUUUAUUACGGACCAGUUUCUUUGCCUUAUGUAAUUUACAUUUGGAACCCUUCUCUAUCGGUUGUGUUAACUCUCCCACCAUGUUCUUUGCCCUUGGGUGAUUUUUUGACAAAAAACCAUUUUCGGUUUGGGUAUGAUCCAAAAACCGAUGAUUAUAAAAUUGUGAAGUGUUAA
Lactuca virosa is the source of this 510-nucleotide messenger RNA. Lineage: Eukaryota; Viridiplantae; Streptophyta; Magnoliopsida; Asterales; Asteraceae. The record is from the annotation of a GenBank genome assembly.